AGCGACAAUCUCCGACGGACAAUACCAAUAUCUCUUUAUGAGACCGGCCUUUGUCGCCAACAUCCUCCCAGGUCCAUCCCUCUGCACGAUUUCCCUAUAUAGCCGAGCUCUUUCGGUGCCUGGUGUCACAUCCCAUUAUUCCUACAACACCCACUUUCGCAACCAAUGAGCCUGCCAACAGUUCAUACCCUUGCUGAAAUGCUGAGAUAGAGCUCAAGCUCACGCCAAGUUCCUCUUCCUUUCCGAAUGCUCAUCUUUAUCUUCCGCAUAUUAGACAUGUUGACCUCCGACGACCCCCUGGAUUCCACGCUGUCUCUGGCCAUGGACCUGGAUAUCGACAAGUACGUGGACCUGCCCAGCAUCGAAUCUCUCCCCUCGACCUUGUCCCCCACAACCCCCGUCAUUCAUACCCCGGUUUCAAUCCCUGUCUCUGUCCCAGUGGCCUCCCCCGUUUCUGCCCCCGCUUCUCUCCCCGUCUCUGCAUCCCCACCCCCCUCUCCAUCGACCCCCGCGGUCCUUUCAUUCCCAACUCCUCAACCCUCUCCUCCCAAUCCGAUCCAACCCCAGCUCCAAGUCCAACUGGCAGCUCCAGCUUCAGCUCCAACUCCAGCUCCAACUCCAACCCCAGCUCCAGUUUCAGCUCCAGUUUCAGCUCCAGCUGAACCCUCAGCCUCAAUCCCAGCCUCAAUCCCAGUCCCAGGCCCAGUCCCGCUCAAAAAGAAAAAGUCAGUGACCUGGGGCCCCGUGGUCGAAUUCUCCGACGAAGAAGAAUAUUCUGAUGAGGACAACGACGAGGAAUAUCACGAAGACAGGGAUGACUAUUACUACGGGGAAGAGGCUCCCUGGACCGCGUGGUCCCAGCAAUACUUCUCUUAUGUAGCAGCAGCACCCGCAACCCUAACUCAAGCUCCUGUUCCGACUCACACCUACCAGCCUCUUGACUACCAACAUUACUACUACAAUUACAACCUCCAGCCCCAGCCUCAGCCACAGACCAUAUUCUCGGCUCCAGCUCCAGCUCCAGCUCCAGCUCCAGCUCCAUCUCCAUCUCCAACUCCGGCUCCAGCUUCAGCUUCAGCACCAACCCAAAUCCCCGCUGCAAUGCCAACCAACAACUACCAUCACAACUACAGACGCCAAGAAGCGCCUCCGAUGCCCCGCCCAAUCCGCAAGCCAUCUACAAACGCCGAUCAAGCCACGUUUUGCCGGAAUCUGUGGCACAUGGCGGAGAUGGCGGAGCUGCAACGAAAUAUCGUCUAUGAGGCGCUGGCGAUAGCGGCCCCGGGAUAUGUGGACCAGGUGAUGAGGGUGGAAGAAUGGUACACCUGGCAGGUGGCGAGGUUGCAUGCGAUGAGGGCGCGUCAGACGACCCCCGCGAGGGGCCCCGUCAUUAACGGUAGAGUUCAGAAAAAUCUCAACAUAAGAAAGCGUCGAUUGCCGUCCAGAAAACCCCCUGGCGAGGAAUUCUACGCCGACGAUGACCCGGACUUGAUCGAACGGACAGAGAGCUGGCUGUAGGCUCAGAGUCUGCUGGGCAGACCGGGCACGACUCUACAUGCGUCAAGUAUACAACAUAUAUAUUGCAGAUCUCGGAGAA
This is a messenger RNA of Aspergillus sclerotioniger CBS 115572, 1597 nucleotides long. RefSeq lists its product as uncharacterized. NCBI's taxonomy places the organism in Eukaryota, Fungi, Ascomycota, Eurotiomycetes, Eurotiales, Aspergillaceae. The record is from RefSeq and is a predicted model, not a curated record. The transcript has a single exon. The coding region runs from base 247 to 1518 and encodes 423 amino acids.